This is a messenger RNA of Morus notabilis, 1290 nucleotides long. Its product is annotated as dnaJ homolog subfamily C member 8. Bases 238 to 978 code for a protein of 246 amino acids. NCBI's taxonomy places the organism in Eukaryota, Viridiplantae, Streptophyta, Magnoliopsida, Rosales, Moraceae. The record is from RefSeq and is a predicted model, not a curated record. The transcript has 9 exons.
AAUGGGCCUGCUCAAACCGCCUUUCACCUUUGAGAAAUCCGAGCCCAACCAUUUUAACGUUUCUGAGCUCGCAAAGCAAACCAGCAGAUUCGCAGGAGAACCCGUUUUCACCGGACAACUCCGGCGGGUCAUCUGGUUUGGGUGACUCGCUCUCUCUCAGCCUUGGCUUGGCUUGGCUUGGCUUUGCUUUGUUGAAAUCAAGCAAACAAAGAACAAACACAGAAGACAAUAAUACCAAUGGGCGACACACCCACCGAUGGGGAUUUGCUUCUCAAGAGCUUCUUCGCCGAAGUCAGCGAAGUCGAGAGAGACAACGAAGUCAUCAGGAUUCUAUCAUGCUUCAAGUUGAACCCUUUUGAGUAUUUAAACCUAUCAUUUGAUGCAUCGCCAGAAGAAGUGAAAAGGCAGUAUCGAAAGCUAUCAUUGCUGGUUCACCCUGACAAAUGCAAGAAUCCACAGGCUAAGGAGGCAUUUGGAGCAUUGGCAAAAGCUCAACAGUUAUUGCUUGAUGAACAAGAGAGAGAUUAUAUUCUUAGUCAAGUAAAUGCAGCAAAAGAAGAACUCAGAAUGAAGAGGAAGAAGCAGUUGAAGAAAGAUACAGCUUCUAAAAUUAAGUCAUUAAUUGAAGAGGGGAAGUAUGACCAGCACUAUGAAAAGUCAGAGGAGUUCAAGCAAGAACUGAAGUUAAAGGUUAGAGAAAUAUUGACGGAACAAGAAUGGCGGAGGAGAAAAAUGCAAAUGAGGAUAUCAGAAGAGGAAGGUAGGUUGAAAAAGGAUGAAGAAGAAACCAAAGAGAUGUGGAAAAGAAAGCGUGAGCAUGAGGAACAGUGGGAAGGAACAAGAGAACAAAGGGUUUCAAGCUGGAGAGACUUUAUGAAAUCUGGAAAGAAGGCCAAGAAAGGAGAAAUCCGGCCUCCGAAGCUCAAGACAGAAGACCCCAACAAGUCUUAUGUUCAAAGGCCUGUAAAGAGAGGUUAAUUGCUUCAUCUGGCUUGCCUUUUGAUUGGAUCGAGAAUCGAGCUUCAUGAAGCUGCAGAUGUAGGAGAAAUCUGUAUCAGUGUUCCUCUGGAUUGUUAACAGAUCUAUCACACAUUGUGUUUAACCUGAGAAGUGAUAGUAAUGAUCUCUCUGUACGUCAUUAAGACGAAACCCCUUGUAAGGAAUUUUAUGUUUGAAUUGCAUAAGAAUUAUCUUUUACCAAAAAGAUUAGGCAAGAAUUAUCAACACAAAUUAUAUAGCUGUUGCUUGGGACUGUCACGUUUAUGUCGCUGUAUGCACAAAGUAGAUUAU